UUUGAAAUUUAAAACAAAAAUUGCCUAUAACUUUGUUUAUGUAACGAAAUCAAAAUAUUUGUUGAGAAACCAAAAGUUGUGUUCCUCAUCUGUGACAUUUUACCAAGAAAAUCAAAAGAAUUUUGUGUGUGAUUACCAUAAGUAAUUGUCAACAAAAUAAUAAUGAAAUUGUUCGCAUCCACAUCGCCUAGAACUGCAAAUGCUCUUAAAUUCGCAGCACUUGGCAUGACAUUAACCUCCUUGGCUGUGGUAAUUAUAGUUUUGGAUCCUCUAAAAAUGAUUGUCGAUUGGCAAUUAACCCUUAAACCUGGUACUCUACUGUACCAUCUGUGGAGAGCACCACCCUUGGAAUUAUUCAUCUCCGUCUAUGUGUUCAAUGUUACCAAUCUGGAUGCAUUUGUGCAAGGCAUCGAUACAAAGCUGAAGGUAGAAGAAGUUGGUCCAUAUGUCUAUCAAGAGAUGUUGACAAAUCAAAAUGUAACCUUCAAUGCCAAUGACACUGUGACCUUCAGGCCCGUGCGUCAGGUCAAGUUCAGGAGCGACAAGUCUAUAGGUGAUCCCAUGAAGGAUAUGAUUAUAGCACCCAAUAUACCAUAUAUGGGAGCCACUGCGGCAGCCUCAACCCUAUCGACAAUUGCCGCGUUGGGAGUGAGUGCAUUGACCCGUCAAAUAGGUUCGAAGGCCAUGUUGCAUAUGUCUGUGCACGAAUAUCUAUGGGGCUAUGAAGAUCAUUUGGUGUCGUUGGCCUCAAGAUUUGUACCGAGUUUCAUUAAUUUCGAACGAUUUGGAAUAUUGGAGCGUAUAUUCAAUGAAGGAGAGAAUAUGGUGACAAUGAAAUUGCCAUCGAAAAACAAAAAGGAACCUCAACAAGGGGCAACAGGGGAGGAAACGGAGUUGCCAGACUAUGCUUUGGAUACGUGGAAUGGUGGCAAGACAAUUAAGUUCUGGACCAAAAGGGGAGCCAAUAUCACAAAUUGCAAUGGCAUUCGCGGAGCCUAUGAUGUUACCCUCUUUCCCCGCAGCAUAAAAAAGGGUCAAACUUUUCGCUUUUAUCGCAAAGCCUUCUGCCGCACUUUGCCCAUGACCUUUACAACUACGGGUAAAAUUGAUGGCAUUGACGCCUAUCACUUUGAAUUGGAUGAUAAAGCCUUCGAUAGCAAUUGGACCGAUGUGAAUUCAUCCUGCUUUUGCACCAAUAAAAAGUGCCUCAAGAAGGGUUUGGCCAGCAUAACCCCCUGCUACUACAAUAUUCCUUUGGCUAUUUCCUUUCCACAUUUUUUAAACGCUGAUCCUUCAUUGUUAGAGCCCAUAGAAGGUUUGAGUCCCAAUAAAGAAAAACAUGGAUCAAAUUUUGCACUUCAACCGCAACUUGGUAUUCCCAUGAGAGCAAUAAUGCGUUUUCAGGUGAAUUUAAUGGUGGAUGACAUUAAAUUCAGUCGAGACAUGACAAGGUUUCGCAAUAAGGUGUUGCCGCUUGUAUGGCUGGAAAUUGCAGUUCAUGAUCUCACACCCGGCUUAAAAUUCCUUACUAAGUCAAUCUUCAAUAUUUGUCCCUAUCUGCAAUACUUUGCAAUAGUUGCCUUCUUUGUGGGCGGUUUAGCGCUUGUUGCCACCUCCAUGGUACGCAUCUUUAGAAUACCAACAAGUACUUUGACAUCGACAGCGGCCAAGGUUGCCACCACACUUAUACCGGUGGGCAGCAACAAUGGCAGCUGCAAUAAAAUGUUGGCCCUUGCGGAGGAGACCAAAAAGAAGGCAAGACAAUUGCAAAAGGCUCAUGUUAAUUUCUCGCCCCUGUUGCCGCUAACACAGAUACCCUUGGAUCCCACGAGAGGUGAGGAGCAGGAGCAGCUGCUAGAAAUGGAGCCCGAGCUGGGCGAGCAACAAGAGUUGCUUGACAUGGAGAUGGAAAUGGAGUUGGAAUUGGCAAAAAGGCUCCGAAGAACGAGCACGACAUUUACAUUGCCGGAAUUUAUGAGACAAUAGCCAAGAGAAAGUUCUAGUCCUUCGCCUGUCCUUUCCAUGCCAUCACCAUUUGAAGCUGGCAACCCAAAGCAUGCGUCGUUUGCUUUCGAGUUAUCGAUUGCAUGCAAUCUUGCAUAGCUUCGCCUCAUCGUCAGCUUAGUGUAGUUAGUUGUCAGUCGCCUCGUUAAGUCUCUUCAACAUGAGAAAAAGUAGCUUUUUUGUAGUAUCCUUUGUAGCUUUGUUUUUAUUUUGGGGGAAAGACGUAAAAAAGUAUUUAUGGCUGUGAUAAUAAAUUUAAGUUAAGUUUCCUUUACUUUCCUUUCGUUUCGUUUCGUUGUUCUUUCAUAAAGGGUUUCGCUUACAUUUCAAUUCCAUUUUCUCAUUUUAGUCAUUUAUUUUUUUUUGUAUCUUUACAAACGAGUGGGGUAUCUUAAAAAUAAGUUAAACACAAAAACAAACAAAACAAAACAACAAACUAGACUAUAUAUAAUUGUUACAAUU
Molecule: messenger RNA, 2466 nt
Organism: Stomoxys calcitrans (stable fly)
Lineage: Eukaryota; Metazoa; Arthropoda; Insecta; Diptera; Muscidae
Product: scavenger receptor class B member 1
Exons: 7
Coding region: 163-1986 (607 amino acids)
Cellular component (GO): cytoplasm; membrane
Molecular function (GO): scavenger receptor activity
Source: RefSeq, a predicted model, not a curated record